This is a messenger RNA of Scleropages formosus (Asian bonytongue), 4682 nucleotides long. RefSeq names its product actin binding LIM protein 1b (gene ablim1b). The transcript is spliced from 27 exons. Lineage: Eukaryota; Metazoa; Chordata; Actinopteri; Osteoglossiformes; Osteoglossidae. Gene Ontology annotation, molecular function: actin filament binding. Gene Ontology annotation, cellular component: stress fiber; actin cytoskeleton. The coding region runs from base 81 to 2573 and encodes 830 amino acids. Gene Ontology annotation, biological process: cilium assembly; lamellipodium assembly; cytoskeleton organization. The record is from RefSeq and is a predicted model, not a curated record.
AGCUUGGCGCAGUGGUGCGAACCGCGCGGCUGUGUCCGGGAGGAGCGCGGUGACCGCUGCCCGCUGCCAGUGUGAGCGGGAUGGCUGCCACGGCAGGGAGGGCGCAGGGCGACCCGCAGCCUCCCUAUGAGGGCAUCUGUCAGUACGCGCAGAAGAUCACCUCCUGCUUCGGACUGGACGGGGAGCAAGCGCUGGAAUGCCCCUCAGGACGGCGAGUGGCACAGGCUCAGGACAGCCACAGACCCAUGGAGAAGCCCAUCAUCCAGUGCUACAAGUGUGGGGAGCCGUGCAAGGGGGAGGUGCUGCGCGUGCAGUCCAAGCACUUCCACAUCCGCUGCUUCACCUGCAAAGUGUGCGGCUGCGACCUCGCCCAGGGUGGCUUCUUCAUGAAGAACGGCGACUACCUGUGCACCCUGGACUACCAGCGCAUGCACGGCACCCGAUGCAACGGCUGCGGCGAUUUCGUUGAGGGAGAGGUGGUCACGGCCCUGGGCAAGACCUACCACCCCAACUGCUUCGUCUGCACCCUGUGCAAACGGCCCUUUCCUGCCGGCGACCGCGUCACCUUCAACGGAAAGGACUGCUUGUGCCAGCGCUGCGUGCAGCCCAUGUCGCCGGGCCCCAAAGACAUCUGUGGUUCGAGCAGCUGUGCUGGCUGCGGAAGGGACAUUAAGAAUGGUCAGGCUCUGCUGGCCCUCGACAGGCAGUGGCACCUGGGCUGCUUCAAGUGUAAAGCCUGCGGUAAAGUACUGAGUGGGGAGUACAUCAGCAAGGACGGAAUGCCGUACUGCGAGAAGGAUUACCAGAUCCACUUUGGAGUGCAGUGCGAGGCCUGUCACCAGUUCAUCACGGGGAAGGUGCUUGAGGCAGGGGACAAACACUACCACCCGAGCUGUGCACGAUGCAGCAGGUGCAACCAGAUGUUCACAGAAGGCGAGGAAAUGUACCUACAAGGAUCCACCGUCUGGCACCCCGACUGUAAGAACAGCACCAGGGCGGAGGAGAAGCACAGGCCUACGAGGUCCUCGUCCGAAAGUGUUUGUUCCCGACCUAGUUCAAGCAUACCUGGCUCACCGGGUCACACCAUCUAUGCGAAAGUAGACAAUGAGAUUCUUGAUUACAAGGAUUUAGCUGCCAUCCCCAAGGUCAAGGCCAUUUAUGACAUUGAGCGCCCAGAUUUGAUAACAUAUGAGCCCUUUUACACGACCUCCCUCGAUGAGAAACAGGACAGGCAGAGUGCGGGAGAGCCUCCCGGUGCCAGGAGAGAGCGUUCCCCUCUGCCGGAACAGCGACCCCCCAGUGCUGGAGGCCCAGGUGUACCUGAGCAUAAGAGUCAGCCCCAGACUGCAAGAUGUGAUCAGUCUCCAAAGCCAGGCCAGAGAUCUCCGAGGACCCUGUCUCCAACCCCGUCUGCAGAGGGCUGCUACGACAUGAGAGACCGCAUCAUCCAGAGAUCCACCAGCCAGGGCUCCAUUGGUUCCCCUGUCUACAGUCGCCAUAGUUACACGCCCACGCUGUCACGGUCUCCCCAGCAUUUCCACCGCCCUGAACUGUUGACCGGAAUGCAGAAGCUCUGUUCGUCCUUGCGCAGUAGCUCCGCCUACAAUGACUCCCGCCCCACCUCCCCCUUCCGCCACCACUUCAUGCCCCAUAACAAAGGCGAUGAGCCGUCCAGCGGCCGGAGUUCCCCUGUCCCUUUACGGCCCGAUGGCCGACCGGUCACUCCGACUCUCACUCUCAACCCUAAACAUUUCCAUGUUCCAGACCAAGGUGUCAACAUGUACCGGAAACCUCCCAUCUACAAGCAGCACGAUGUAGCUGCCCUGGCAGCCCAGAGCAAGUGCGCCGAUGACAUCAUCAAAUCCGCCAAGUUCCCGGCGGCCCAUGCCCCUGGCCCAGACGACACGCCAAAGAUUGAGACUGACCUCUGGCCCUGCCCACCCUCCCUCGCUACCUUAGGGUCAGACGGGAGGCGUAGGUCGCGGGAGGAAGACGAGGAGGAGCUGCAGAAGCGCAGGCAGAUGCAAGAGGAGCACCUGAAUAAGAUCCAGUCAGGACUGGGGAAGCUCAUUUUAAAAGAGGAGAUGGAGAAGGAGAACAGGGAGCGAUACUCUCGCACCCUCUCUUCCCAACGCUAUGAGAGCCACUAUGGCAACUGCACCACAGAUCCCUGCUCCCCAGCAACGAAAACAUCUUCUCUGCCUGGGUAUGGGCGCAACGGUCUCCAUCGGCCCCAGUCUACGGAGUUCACCCAGUACAACAGCUACAGUGACGUGAGCGGUGGGGAAAGCAGAGAGUUCAAGCCCGUUCACGACGACUGCGUGGCCGUGUCGAGAAUGGACAGGGGAAAUUCUAUGCCUAAUAUGUUGGAACCAAAAGUGUACCCGUACGAGAUGCUGACGGUGACCAGCAGAGGGCGCUCCAAGCUGCCCAAAGAUGUGGACAGAACAAGACUGGAGCGCCACCUGUCUCCCGAACACUUCUUUGACAUCUUCGGGAUGGAGAUCCACGAAUUCGAUCGCCUGCCUUUGUGGAAGCGCAAUGACAUGAAGAAGAAGGCGAAGCUCUUCUAACGACCCGGCCGUGCAUGUUUUUAAUUUAUGAAGCGACCCGUCACUCCAGCAGCUCGUAAUUUGCGCAUUAGACUUCUCUUUUCUGUUCGUUUCUUUUUCUGCUGCCAUUAAUAGGAAAACCAGGCGCAAUAUAAACCUUUCUUUUCGCUUUGAGCACGAAGUUAGUCCCCGAUUCAGCAGCUAGAGGUAGGUUUCACCGGGUGCAAGGGGGUAAAAGUGAGAUGAUUCACUCUUGGGAGAAAGUGAUACUAAUGACUCGGUGCUUUGCAUCCGUGUCAUUGUUGCAUGAAGUAUUUGGGGGGGGGGUUGACUCCCUCUUCCUCCCCCCAUUUCCUCUAUUGGGCUUUAUUAGUGGGACCUGCAGGCAUCCAGGAGACCCAUAAAUGGAGGAAGUGGAGAUUCUCCUUAAUGAGGACGUCCGUCUGCAGCCCAUCGGUUGAGGCCAACGGGAGAUGUGCAACUCCUGGUGUUUUGUGGGUAAUGAAGGCCCUCAGAUUAUUCCCACUGAGGGCUGCAGGGGCUGAUUGCUUUGUGCUGUAAAGGGCCAGACUCCAGAAUCUUCCACACCUCAGCCAAAGCUCAGUGCAUUACCUACGACCGAGCAUUGAGGCGGGCUCUUCACGUUUUCGAGAUCUGGUAGGCGUUGCUUCAAGCCCAGAUGUCACAGUGUCAGGCAAAGCAAACCCUGACACUCUUUUACACUUUAUUCAUUUGGUUUUGCCAGAGGUUUUAGCCUUUCGGUUCCUGCAGAGCUGGGGCUUCAUCACUAGGGGGGCGAGCUUGCGCCAUCUCUGCCUAUACCAAAUUCGCACACAGCUCGGCCCCCCACCUUUCCCACAAUCCCUCCUGACUUAUACCCUCAUCGACUCAUUUUCUUCCUUGGUGUCAUUGUUAUACCACACACUCCUGAGUUUUGUUUGUUUUGCCCACAGACGCUCGCUCUCCGCAGCCGAGAUGAAUUCACUCAAAGAGCGUUUGCUAUGUUUUGUAGUAUAAUUAAAACUGCCGAUUUCUUGUACUGGAAACACGAUGAUUCUCGCACUCUCGUGAGAGCCGCUGAUCCUGUGAGGUACAGGUGUGCGCGCCUGUGUGUUUCCUAUGCCCACACAGCGCCCUCUACAGACGAGUCAUUGCGUAUGAGGCCACCUUGGACUAUUCAACACGCUCAGGUGGACCCUCAGUGAGACCAUCCAUGGGACCCAAUGUGAUGACCUUCACUAGGAGCCUCAAGGUGGCCUUCAGCAGAUGGUUCUCUGGGGCACUCAAGGGUAUCUCCACUGAUGAGACCCUUGGUGAGACUCACUGGUGUCUCCACUGGGGCUUUCGGUGGGAUCUUUCUGUGGGACCUUUCAGUGAGGAUCCUCAGUGAUAGGAUUCAGAGUGAGACCAUCUUUGGGGCCUUAUUUGAGACUUUCAUUCCAUCAAUAAUGGACACUCAGUGAUGAACGCUCAGCAGUGAGACCCUCUCUGAUGGGGCCGUCAAUAAGGGGACCCUCAGUGAUGGAUCCUCAACAAUGGGACCCUCAUUGAUGAGACCCUCAGUGAUGGACCGUUAACGAUGGGACCCCUAAUUAUUGAGCCCCUCAGUGGUGGACCCCUCAGCAAUGGGACCCUUUAUGAUGAGGCCAUCAAUAAUGGGAGUCUCAAUCAUGGAACCUUCAGUGAUGGACCCCCAGCAAUGGGACCCUCUAUGAUGGGGCCAUCAAUAAUGGGAUCCUCAGUGAUGGAACCUCAGGGGUUUGGGUGAAAACUGUGUGUUUUGGUCACUGUUUUGCAGCUGUAUCCAUGGUGAAGCCUUAUCUGUCAAAUCUCAGAGUGACAUGAGACCACCUUCCCCUUGGAGGCCCUUUCGGUUGAAGCCCUUUGUACACUUGUAUACAAACAGAAGCUUAUUUUACCCACACACCAUGUUUCUUUCUUAUACGACAGUUAUGCUGUGGAUCUGGAAUUUCACUGAACUGUAAGGCUUUGCCAGUUAAAGACAUCGUCCCCAACGUCCCUCAUCGAAUCAGGAUAUCGGAGUUUUGAUAACAUGAUACCAAACAUAGUUGUCUUUUGGAAGACACACUUUAAUGAUGUAACAGUGAUACUGAAGAAUAAAAUGCAGCA